Alligator mississippiensis (American alligator) is the source of this 6530-nucleotide messenger RNA. RefSeq names its product cyclin T1 (gene CCNT1). NCBI's taxonomy places the organism in Eukaryota, Metazoa, Chordata, Crocodylia, Alligatoridae. The transcript has 9 exons. Gene Ontology annotation, biological process: positive regulation of DNA-templated transcription, elongation; regulation of transcription by RNA polymerase II. Gene Ontology annotation, cellular component: cyclin/CDK positive transcription elongation factor complex; nucleus. Gene Ontology annotation, molecular function: cyclin-dependent protein serine/threonine kinase activator activity. The record is from RefSeq and is a predicted model, not a curated record. Bases 21 to 2282 code for a protein of 753 amino acids.
CCUCCUGGCGGGCUGGGCGCAUGCGCGGCGGCCGCGACGCGGCGUGCGUGCGUGCGUACGUACGUCGGUGCGUGCGGCGGAUCGCCAUGGAGGCCUCGGCGGGCAGCGGCAGCGGGAGGCGCUGGUACUUUACGCGCGAGCAGCUGGAGCGCAGCCCCUCGCGCCGCGCCGGCCUGGACCCCGACAAGGAGCUGUCGUACCGGCAGCAGGCGGCCAACCUGCUGCAGGACAUGGGCCAGCGCCUCAACGUCUCGCAGCUGACCAUCAACACGGCCAUCGUCUACGUGCACCGCUUCUACAUGGUGCAGGCCUUCACGCAGUUCCACCGCAACUCCGUGGCACCGGCAGCCUUGUUCUUGGCAGCCAAGGUAGAGGAACAGCCUCGUAAGCUAGAGCACGUUAUCAAGGUGGCACACGCCUGUUUGCACCCCCAGGAUCCUCCCCCAGACACUAGGAGUGAGGCUUACCUGCAACAAGCCCAAGACCUGGUCAUUCUAGAGAGCAUUAUACUGCAGACCCUGGGUUUCGAGAUCACUAUCGAUCACCCCCAUACCCAUGUGGUGAAGUGCACGCAGCUAGUGCGAGCCAGCAAGGAUUUGGCACAAACUUCCUACUUCAUGGCUACUAACAGCCUGCACCUGACCACCUUCAGCCUGCAGUACACCCCUCCCGUUGUGGCCUGCGUCUGUAUCCACCUGGCUUGUAAGUGGUCCAACUGGGAGAUCCCAGUCUCCACGGACGGGAAGCACUGGUGGGAAUACGUUGAUGGCACUGUAACUCUGGAGCUCUUAGAUGAGCUGACUCAUGAGUUCCUGCAGAUCCUCGAGAAAACUCCGAACCGACUCAAACGCAUCCGGAACUGGCGGGCCUCUCAGGCAGCCAAGAAAUCCAAGCCCGAUGACCAAGGAGAGGAUGACAGCCUCUCGGAGCAGACGAUCCUCAGCAUGAUCUCCAGGAACAACAGCUCGGACAUGAACAUCGCGGGCUUGAUGAGCAUGUCGACUUCCUCCACCGCGGGUGCUGCAUCUUGCCUCCCAGCUGCUGCAGACUCGCCCAGCUCCCAGGGCGGCUUGGAGAUGUCGCAGUCAGACCACUGGAUGUCCCAGCACCCGCCGCACAAACUAGAGGCCAGCCAAGGUCACAGGACUAAUGAAGGUGCAGCAGCCGCCGACCACCCUCUGCAGCAGGAUGGCACCACGUACCAGAAGCAGGGCAGCAAGAGUGCACCCUCGGCAAAGGUGUCACUGAAGGAGUACCGGGCCAAGCAUGCCGAGGAGCUGGCCGCACAGAAGCGGCAGCUGGAGAACAUGGAGGCCAAUGUGCGGUCUCAGUAUGCCUAUGCCGCGCAGAACCUGCUGGUGCAGCAGCAGCGGGAGCGGGAGGCACAACCUGAGGGCACACCCUCCCCCAUCAUCCUAAAGAUCCCUAUUGGUGGCUCAGAGAGCGCAGAGCGCCCUGCUGCCGACAAGGGAGACAAGGCUUCUGCCCUCAAGCUAAGGAUCCCUGUGGCCGGCGGCGCCGGAGACAGGCCGCUGCCCUCCAAGCCUGAGGAGAUUAAAAUGCGGAUUAAGGUGCCGGCCGCCUCAGACAGGCACAGCUCCUCAGACGAGAGCAGCGGGAAGAGCCGUGACCACAAGGAGAAGCACAAGGGCCACUCCUCUAAUCACCACCACCACCAUCACAACCACCAUAUUCACAAACAUUUGCACGUGCAGCCAGCAGCCAGCACCAGCAUUGCCGGGAACAAGCGGCCUGGAGACUUGAAGCAUAGUGGCCAGCAGAGUGCCGGGCCUCACAAGGGGUUUGGCUUGUCUGGCUCCGCUCGAAAGAGGCCGCUUCUGGAGGAGGUGUCAACUGUAGUGCACGAGCACCCACCAAAAAUCAGUAAAAGCUCCAAAACUUCUGGCAUGCAGUUCUACCCCCACCUCCCUGGCGCGGCUCAGCUACCUGGGCACAGCUCAGACACCCCUGGCCUUCCCUUGCCCCAGGCUGGCAAAGCCAGGGGUGCCCACAGUAAAACAGACAAAGGUCCUGCCGGGGCCAAUGGCCACAACGCAACCCAGGCCAUUGACUACCAGGAUACAGUCAGCAUGCUGCACUCACUGCUGAGUGCCCAGGGUGUGCAGCCCACCCAGCCCCCUGCUUUCGACUUUGUGCACUCGUACACCGAGUACUUGAAUCCGCGGGCUGCUGGGAGCGCCAGAGCCGCCAACACGGACAAACCCCGACCGCCCCCUCUGCCAUCAGAACCCCCCCCACCCCUGCCGCCACUCCCCAAGUAGAGCCCUUUUUACUACUGAGUUUGUACAGACGAGCCUGCUCGCCCCGGCCUGGACUCAGGCCAGCUCCUGCAGGGGAGGGAAGGGGCUGUUUUAACUUCCACUGCCUCACAAAGACCUGUUAAUUAUCGUUUUUAUUAUUGGGAUUUAGAGCGCAGUCCUCCAAGCUGUGAAAGAAUAAGAAACACCCUUUCUCUGUUCCACGCUCCUUCCCCCCCCCCUUCCCUCCCCCCCCAAAUCCCACUGGAAUCGCUGGGGUCUGUCCCCUCUUGGAACAAAGCCCCGACCAGGGUUCGUGUCCCACAGGGGCCGGGGCACAGGGGUAUUUAAAACAUGUCGCAGAAUCUCUUAAAGACUUUUUUAAAAUAAUUUAAACAGUAAGUUAUAUCUGUUAGUGUUCUGUUCCUUUUCAUUUUGUAACUGGUGGGGCGGGGGCUGCUGCAGGAGGCCGCUUCUGAAGGCUCUGGCUGGCUGGUCCCCAGCCCUCCCAGAGCAGCUUAUGAGAGGGGGAAUGUGAGGUUGCUCCAGGCACGGCUGGCAAUGAAGAGGGGGACGGGUUGACACGAGGGAGGCACGAGAUGUGCCUAAGGAGAGCCCUGCAGCUGGCGGCAGCACGGUCUGGUAAAUGGGGCGGGUAGGGGACAGCUCUGCCACUGACUGCUGGUGUAACCCUGGGUGUGGUGUCUUGCCUUCCUCUGCUUCCAUUUUCUCACAUGUAGAAUGAGGUUCCUGCUGCUCCGCCCUCGUAAAGCGCUUUACAUGCACACCUGCUUGUAUUGGCUUUUUAUCCUUCCCCCUCCAAGGCAAGGGGGGAGCAUCCUGUGAACCUGGCUGAUGCUUUCCCCUCCCCCCUACCUGAAGCACAUGCCAGGUACUCCCUACCAGAUCAUGCUGGUUGCACUGGAAUGGCUGUGGCAGGCUCCAUCACAUUGCUUUAGUGACAAAGCAUGUCUGGGGAGCAUAGGGGGAGGAGCGGGUGCCGAGCCAAACUCACAAAGGGGCCAGGACUUGACACCCCGGUGGUGGGAACAGCAGCAAGGUGCCUUCCAGGUCCUUGCUCCAGUCUCCUGCUGAGAUAAACGCUGCCUAAUAGUGGAAGUGAGACUUAGGAAAGGAAAAGAGGUGCUGUGCCCCAGACGGGCUCAAACUGGGGUUGUGAUUUCGGAUGCUUUAAAAUGUACUUCAGUGUCAUUAUGGAACGAGAUUUUUAUGCAAAUUAAUUAAAGAAAAAUGACGUGACUUGUUCUUCAACAGUCUUUUGAGGCAGCUGGGGCUGAGUUGUUUCAGUGGCCAGAGUCGGGCUGGCAUGUGGGGCCGAGAUCUGUGUCUUCCCUGCACCCCUACCCCCAGUAUAGUUGUCUGGGUCCCACGGUGUUACCUCUUGUAUUACUGGCAUUCAUGAGCCCAUGUCAUCUGGCCAUACAGGCAUGUGCCUAGAAAUGGCUUGAGUUUUUGGGGGGGGAGGUGGCUGUGUCUGCAGCCCCUGCACGUGGCUAUAGCAGGAAAGGUGCUAAAAUGGAAAUAACAACUAAGUAGACUCCUUGCAUUUGGUCAGGCCUCUGGCUGCUCUGCUUUGCUUUGCUUUGCCUCGGCUGUGCCAGUUCGCAGGCGCUGUCUCUGGUGCAUAGCGUCUGCAUUGUGCGGGGCAGUUGUCCCUUUGUGCGGCAUCUCGCAAAAUGCACGAGCCGUGUGGCCUCUGCUGUUCCCCUGGAGUAAAGCUGGUGGAAGUCAGUGGAGUCGGCUGGUCCGACACGGGUUUGAACCUCUAGAAGACUCUGACCUGGUGCAGUUGCCCCUGGAAAGCAAGAUCAGAACAAGGAACUAGAGAGUAGGCAAAAGGAGAGGGAACUUCUUCAGAUCAGCCCGUGCAUGCCUCAAGUUGUAGGUUCGGCGUUGUCAGGCAGCGGAGAUUGUGCCGGCUAGAGAAGUCCAUUGUGUCUGGCCCUGUGUGCAGGGCGCCUCCAGGAACAGCUCCCCGAGGGACUCCUGUGCCAGUGUUGGCAGCUGGUGGAGCCCUGGAGCAGGGGAAUCCAAGCAGUGUUGGGCAUGCUUUUUUUUUUUCUUUUCCAUUUACUCGCAGAAAAACUAAUGACUUCUCCCUCGUGGUUCAGAUAAUUUCCCAAGUUGCCACUGUAUUUAUUUUCUCCAUAUGCUCUUGUGAAAUUUGACCUGUUCUGCAUUACACUCUGGAUUUCUUUCUUUUUAACCAUAAACUGCUGCCCUCCCCCCUGCUGUCAGCACGGCUACUUUAUUUCUAGACCAAAAGCUUUUUGGUCUGACUCUUCUGCCUUUUCCCUACCAAAAUGUUUUUAUCAGGGGAGCAGCUUGUUUUCUCACUCAGAUGCAAUCUUCUGUCCCGGGGCUGGAUGAAGCUGACCCUUGAGAUAAAAAGGUGCUGCUGUUCCUUUGUACCUGUUUUGGAAACAGAGGUACUGGUUUAAAAAAUGAAAAUAGCUGCAUACAUGUCACCUACAGCUGUGAAUCUGAACCAAGGGACCAGAGUAUUGCUCUUUUCUCUGGUAGAAAUAGAUGCAUCUCAUGACCACAUCUUCAAUAGAGAGCAAGCAUUUGGCUUUACUAGCUCCCAGAGAGGCCAGCGGUAAAAUGAGAAUCCUAGGGUCUUUCCUCUCAUUUAGUUCUUGCUCUUACCUGGUUCACAGCAGCUUUGAACUUAGAUUCUUCACAGGUGGUGGCGUGUGAGGAACAAAGGGUUGGAUGUUCCUGGCCUGUGUUGUGGAUUCUGGUAAAGGAUGGGGAGCUGCUUAGAAUUUGGGAUCCAAAUGGUGAAACCUCCCGUCUUCCAUCGGUUGACACAGUCGUGAAUUAGGAAAGUGGUUUGGAUCAUGGGAAACCCUCACGGUGCCCAGGAUGCAGCUUGGAUCCGUGUGGAAGAGCAGUUUGUAUUCUGAGGGCAGACCAUCUCUGGUACCAGCUAAAAUUGCCCCUAGGCUUUAUCUUACCGCAUUCUUUAUCUUCAUCUUACACGAGGAAUUAGGACCUGAUUUCUUGUGCUCUGUUACGUGCCUGGUUUGGUGCUAAGUGUGGGUGGUAGAUGGGAGCUUAUGGCCCAGCUGAGUGUGUGUGUGUGAAAGAAGUCUUGUUGGUGCUGACCUGCCUGGUAUUCUGUGGCGACCAGAGUCUUGGAACAGAAAGUUGUCACUGUUACACAGUGAUGCUCAGGUGGAUUUUCCUGGUGGUGAUGAAGAAGGACAUGGUUUAAGUUACUGGGUGCUGGAGGGAGGGCUGUGCUGAGCUGGAUUUCCUACUCUGCCCUUCUGCAUGCAAGUUCCUUGCCUUGCUCAGCCAGGGGAUGCUGUUGGUGCAGGCGAGGCUACUCUCACUUCCAUCCAGCCUGAAACGUCCCAGACUGGAACUGGCCCAGGUGCUCUCAGAGCAGGGGCAGCCUUGACUAGAUGGGGAGUAGCAGGGGUGGCUGGGAAAGCCUCAGGAGGGGGAGAGAAGGACCCACUCUCUGUACUUUCACUGCUGCCCAAGCCUCCUGCCAUCAUAUCGGCUCAUCUUAUGCUCAACGGGGAGCCACCGAGUUGGUUGUGGCCCUGUCCCUGCAUGUCGGUGACUUCAGAAACUUUUGUUCAGCCUCGUGAGGUGGGAGACUCGUGCCCUGAAGGGAGCUCCUGUUGUUUACCUUUGGACAGGUUGAAAUACUUAAAAUUUUGGACGUUUGUUUUUAAAAACAGAGAUCUGACUGCUGCAAAAAUUCCAGUGUCAACCCAUUUUCCUUCCAGGGGCCACGUGGGGUGGGGGGAGCUUGCCCGAGGGCUUCGCUGCCACCCUGUCCAGCUGGGAGGGUGCUUGACGGCUUUUAAAGCUGUUGUUGUUGCUUCCUUGCACCCUGCGCGUUCAGGGUGGUGCCCGCAUCGCAGGAUGUUGAGUGGGGGGAUACGCACAAGUGCUACACAUGCCUCAGAUCAGCCCCGAGGUUUGAUUCAAAUGUCACUUCUUACCCCUACGAAGCCAAAGAGCAAAAUGUUGUUUUCUGAUCUCGCACUCAGGGCUGCCUUGUGCUUACAAAGAUCGUUUUGGGGUUCCCUGCCCUCCUGCCGCCCCUCCUCCCCAUAAAAACUGCCUUCCUUUUUGCCCCCCCCCCUUACAAAAUGUGACAACUCCUCAGUAAGGGCUUCUUGUGGGUUAAUUAAUCUGGUUCCCAGGUGUUCAGUAUCUUGCUGUCAGGUAUGUUUCUCUGUAUUUAUCCACAUCAAUAAAAGUGUAAAGGCAAAGGAGUCAACCGAG